Molecule: messenger RNA, 3946 nt
Organism: Scaptodrosophila lebanonensis
Lineage: Eukaryota; Metazoa; Arthropoda; Insecta; Diptera; Drosophilidae
Product: nardilysin
Exons: 4
Coding region: 179-3658 (1159 amino acids)
Biological process (GO): proteolysis
Molecular function (GO): metalloendopeptidase activity; metal ion binding
Source: RefSeq, a predicted model, not a curated record
CUAGUAUCGAUAGUAGUUGCGGCAAAACCGAUUGCUUGCACUAUCACAUCACCACGCAACAACAACAUUAAGGACGACUACAGUCGGUGUGGUUACAAUAGCCACAACCAAAAAUAUAUAUUUGGAGCAGGCGUAGCAAAGUAGGAUAUCACAAAUCUUUUGUAAAUCAUUACAUUGAAUGUUUCCAGUGAAAACAUGUCUAUUACGCAGCAAACAGCUUUAUAGAUUUUGCAUAGCGCCACGCAACUCAUCAACGUAUUCAAAAAAUUUUCAGUACCAUCCUCGAUUAGAAGUACAACCGAAUAAGCAACGAAAUAAACUAACCGCCAUACGCAAGUUUACAUUAGAAGGGGCUAUGUCGGCGGAGGUCAAAUACCUAGAUAUACCAGAUAAGUCGGAAAACGACAAGAAGCUAUACAAGACGCUACUUUUAAGUAAUGGCUUGCACGCUCUGAUUGUGUCAGAUCCCAGUCCCAUUCCGCACGAUGGUUUCACAUCGUCCUCGGAAUCAUCCGCUGAGGACGAGGAGUUGUCAGGCGAGGCCGAGACGGGAAGCAGUACAACUGAGACAAGUAGCGAGAAUGCUUCUAGCACAUCCACAUCGGCCAGCGCCAAAACAUCGGAGAGUGAUAGCGAGGAGGGUGAUGAAAAGUUGGCCGCUUGUGCCGUACUUAUUGACUACGGUUCAUUCUCCGAACCACGUAAAUAUCAGGGGCUAGCGCAUUUCCUCGAGCACAUGAUCUUCAUGGGUUCCGAAAAGUAUCCCGAAGAGAAUGCCUUCGAUGCGCACGUUAAAAAGUGCGGUGGCUUCACAAACGCUAACACCGAUUGCGAGGACACGCUUUUCUAUUUCGAGGUGGCCGAGACUCACCUGGAUUCCAGUCUGGACUACUUCACAGCGCUGAUGAAACAGCCACUCAUGAAGCAAGAGGCCAUGCAGCGGGAACGUUGCUCUGUUGAGUCGGAGUUCCAACAAAUCGCACAGGACGACGAAACGCGUCGCGACCAGUUGUUGGCCAGCCUGGCCACCGAAAGUUAUCCACACGGCACCUUCUCUUGGGGAAACAUGAAGUCGUUGAAGGAGAACGUGAACGAUGACGAGCUACACAAGUUGCUGCACGAAAUACGGAUGGACCAUUACGGUGCAAAUCGCAUGUACAUCUGCUUGCAGGCACGCCUGCCCAUUGAAGAUCUCGAGUCUCUGGUGGUGCGCCAUUUCGCUGACAUUCCGAGCAGUGGCGUAAGCGGUCCCACAUUUGCGCAGUAUAACUUCCGUGACGCUUUCCGCGAGGAGUUUUAUCGCGAGGUUUUCUUUGUCAAGCCCGUCGAGAACGAGUGCAAGCUAGAGCUGACUUGGGUGCUGCCACCCAUGCUACAAUACUACCGCAGCAAGCCAGACCACUUUCUCUCCUACCUGUUGGGCUACGAGGGCAAAGGUAGCCUUUGUGCCUAUUUGCGGCGACGCCUCUGGGGACUGCAGCUAUAUGCGGGCGUUGACGAGAACGGCUUCGAUCAAAACUCCAUGUAUUCGCUAUUCAACAUUUGCAUCUUUCUGACCGAUGAGGGUUUCAAGCACAUCGAUGAGGUGCUAGCAGCCACCUUUGCUUACGUGAAACUGUUUGCCGACUGUGGAUCGCUGCAGGAGGUCUACGAAGAGCAGCAGCGCAUUGAGGAAACUGGUUUCCGCUUUCAGGCUCAGCGACCCGCCUUUGACAACGUGCAGGAUUUGGUUGUAUACACGAAGUACUUCCCUCCCAAGGACAUACUGACGGGCAAGGAGCUGUACUACGAAUUUAAUGAAGAGCAACUGCUGGUGCUUAUUCGCCUUUUGAAUGAGUUCAGAUUCAACCUAAUGAUAACCUCCAAAACCAAGUACGAGGACGUAAGCUAUGACAAACAGGAAAAGUGGUUCGGCACCGAGUACACCAGCAUUCCCAUGCCCGAGAAGUGGAAGAAGUUGUGGGACGAGUCCAAACCAAUGCCAGACCUAUUCCUGCCCACACCGAAUCGCUUUGUCUCUCAAGACUUUCGUCUCUUCUGGCACGAGCAAGGCAAGCCAGAAGUGCCCGUCGCGCCGAAAAAGCUGCUUAAAACGGAUACCUGCGAGCUGUGGUUCCGUCUCGACGACAAGUAUGAGCUGCCCGAAGCCUUUAUGUAUUUCCAUUUUAUAUCGCCACUGCAGCGUGAAAGCGCAAAAAAUGAUGCCUUGGGAGCCCUGUAUGAGCAUCUGGUCAAGUUCCAGGUGUGCGAGGAGCUCUAUCCGGCCAUUACAGCCGGCCUCUACUAUCAGUUCAAUGCUAGCGAGAAGGGCUUAGUGCUGAAGGUCAGCGGCUACAAUGAGAAGCUUCAUUUGAUUGUUGAUGCCAUUACGCAGGGCAUGAUCAAUGCACAGACCUCGCUAGACGACUUUAUUGUGGAUGCAUUCUUGAAGUACCAGCGUAAGACCUUCUUCAACACCCUCAUCAAGCCACGCGCCCUUAACAGAGACAUACGACUGAGCGUGCUUGAGCACAUACGUUGGCCGAUGAUAGAGAAAUACAAAUGCCUGAAUGAUAUAACUCUGGCCGAUGUGAAGGAAUUCGCCUGCAAGUUUCCCCAACAGCUUUACGUGCAGGCUCUGAUCCAGGGCAACUACACCGAAGAGUCGGCACACAAUGUGAUGAACUCGGUGUUGACUCGUCUCAACUGCCAGCCCAUAAAGGAUCGCCAUUUCGUCGAGGAUCGGACCGUGCAGCUGCCUCAAGGCUCUCACUACAUUCGCUGCCAUGCCCUUAACGAGCAGGACACCAACACUGUGAUCACAAACUUCUAUCAGAUCGGGCCAAGCACGGUGCGCAUGGAGAGCAUACUUGAUUUGCUGAUGAUGUUUGUCGAGGAGCCGCUCUUCGACCAUCUACGCACGAAAGAGCAACUGGGCUACCAUGUGGGGGCCACCGUCCGCAUCAAUUAUGGUAUUGCCGGCUACUCGAUUAUGGUGAACUCGCAGGAGACAAAGACUACGGCACGGUAUGUGGAGGAGCGCAUUGAAGUGUUCCGAGGCAAGAUGCUGCAGAUACUGGACCAAAUGUCUCAGGAGGAUUAUGAUCACACAUGCGACUCGCUAAUCAAGCUGAAGAUGGUCGCGGAUAUGGCGCUGAGCAGCGAGGUGACGCGCAACUGGGACGAGAUCCUCAAUGAGAACUACAUGUUCGACCGCAGACGUAAGCAGAUCGAAGUGCUGCGCGUGCUGAGCAAGAACGAGAUAGUUGCAUUCCUUUUGGACAACGAGAUCACAAAUCUGCGCAAGCUAUCGGUGCAGGUCAUUGGCCACCGGCCCUUCGGCAUGCCCGAGCCAGUGGCAGCGCCAAUUGUGCCUGGAUCAGAGCCAGCCGGCGGUGGAGACGAGGAUGCCAUGGCACAGGAAGAUGGAGCUCUAUCCAAUGGCGACUAUACCGAAGACGAUGUUGUGAUGAAGGAUGCAGGUGCCGGAAACGACGAGCUGUUUACCGCACUAGCCAACAAACUGAACGUCGUAUUCAUUCCCCAAGAGGGCGAUGCCACCACCAUUGUGGACAUAACCGACUUUAAAGAAAAUUUACACGUUUAUCCAACAAUGAAGACAGACGUAGACGACGCUUCCCGCACUGCUCGCAUCGAGGAUGCGUUAAGCAAUGCGUGAGCUGCCCCCCAACGCCGCCGGCAGUGAGUAAGGGAGCGUAACGUUCUGUUUUACUUGCCGCCACAUCACAAAUUUUUGAUGCGCUGGCAUUUCUGUAUUUUGAAUUUUUACACCGAACCAGAGGCACAACUUGCCGGCGGCUCAACCGAACCACCUUACACCCACACAUUUGUUCACAAGCGGGCUGUGCCUGCAACCACAGCCCCAACGGCCUCAAAACUAAAUGGCAAAUUCUUUCUAUAUAGUUUUAGUUUAAAUCAAAUGCAAUUGAAACAAAAUGCGACGCGA